Messenger RNA from Closterium sp. Yama58-4, 1356 nucleotides. Lineage: Eukaryota; Viridiplantae; Streptophyta; Zygnematophyceae; Desmidiales; Closteriaceae. The record is from the annotation of a GenBank genome assembly.
AUGCGUGAGUGCAUCUCCGUCCACAUCGGCCAGGCCGGUAUCCAGGUCGGCAACGCCUGCUGGGAGCUCUACUGCCUGGAGCAUGGCAUCCAGCCUGAUGGCCAGCUUAUGACCGGCGAGAAGACCUGCGGAGGAGGCGAUGAUGCCUUCAACACCUUCUUCAGCGAGACUGGCGCUGGCAAGCACGUCCCUCGUGCUGUGUUCCUCGAUCUGGAGCCAACCGUGAUUGACGAAGUCAGGACCGGUGCCUACAGGCAGCUGUUCCACCCCGAGCAGCUCAUCUCCGGCAAGGAGGAUGCCGCCAAUAACUUUGCCCGUGGUCACUACACCAUUGGCAAGGAGAUCGUCGACCUCUGCCUUGACCGCAUCCGCAAGCUAGCUGACAACUGCACUGGUCUCCAGGGCUUCCUUGUCUUCAACGCCGUCGGUGGUGGUACCGGCUCCGGUCUCGGCUCCCUCCUCCUGGAGCGUCUGUCCGUGGACUACGGCAAGAAGUCCAAGCUCGGCUUCACGGUCUACCCGUCUCCUCAGGUGUCGACCUCCGUGGUUGAGCCUUACAACUCCGUGCUCUCCACCCACUCGCUCCUGGAGCACACCGAUGUCGCCGUUCUGCUCGACAACGAGGCCAUCUACGAUAUCUGCCGCCGCUCUCUGGACAUCGAGCGUCCCACCUACACGAACCUGAACCGUCUCGUGUCUCAGGUCAUCUCCUCCCUCACUGCCUCCCUCCGCUUCGACGGUGCUCUGAACGUGGACGUGACUGAGUUCCAGACCAACCUGGUGCCCUACCCUCGCAUCCACUUCAUGCUCUCCUCCUACGCUCCAGUCAUCUCCGCCGAGAAGGCUUACCACGAGCAGCUGUCCGUGGCUGAGAUCACCAACAGCGCGUUCGAGCCUUCCAGCAUGAUGGCCAAGUGCGAUCCUCGCCACGGCAAGUACAUGGCCUGCUGCCUGAUGUUCCGUGGUGACGUCGUCCCCAAGGAUGUCAACGCCGCCGUUGCCACCAUCAAGACCAAGAGGACCAUCCAGUUCGUCGACUGGUGCCCUACUGGCUUCAAGUGCGGUAUCAACUACCAGCCUCCCACCGUGGUGCCUGGUGGCGAUCUCGCCAAGGUGCAGCGUGCUGUGUGCAUGAUUUCCAACUCCACCUCUGUGGCGGAAGUCUUCAGCCGGAUCGACCACAAGUUCGACCUUAUGUACGCGAAGCGUGCAUUCGUGCACUGGUACGUCGGUGAGGGCAUGGAGGAGGGUGAGUUUUCGGAGGCCCGUGAGGACUUGGCUGCGCUGGAGAAGGACUAUGAGGAAGUCGGUGCUGACUCCACCGAGCCUGGUGAUGAUGAGAACGAGGAGUAUUAG